Messenger RNA from Hippopotamus amphibius kiboko, 1213 nucleotides. It is a transcript of the gene AUNIP, whose product is annotated as aurora kinase A and ninein interacting protein. Gene Ontology annotation, biological process: spindle organization. Lineage: Eukaryota; Metazoa; Chordata; Mammalia; Artiodactyla; Hippopotamidae. Gene Ontology annotation, cellular component: spindle pole; centrosome. The record is from RefSeq and is a predicted model, not a curated record.
UCCGCGGGGUCGGUUACGGCGGUUCCCUGAGGCCGCCCGAGCCCCAGUCGUGUGUCGGGUUGGCUUGGUCUCCACAGCGGCCAUGAGGCGCAGAGGCCCGGAGGAGGAGGAGGAGGCCUGCGGCGUGUGGCUGGACGCGGCGGCGCUGAAGAGGCGGAAAGCGCAGACACAUUUAAUCAAGUCAAGCACCAAAAUGCUAACACUCUUUCCCGGAGAGAGAAAGGCUAAGAUUUCUUUCACUCAAAGAAGUCGUCCACCUGCAGGCACUCGGCAGACCAGCAUUGUUUCCUUCUUCACCUUGCAGCCAGGAAAGACAAAUGGUGGUGACCAGAGGAGUGUUUCAUCUCAUAUACAAAGUCAGACCAACAAAGAGUCUAAGGAAGAUGCAACCCAGCUAGACCAUCUGAUCCAGGGCUUGGGGGAUGAUUGCAUGGCAUUCCCUUUAGCCACUUCAACCCCUGCAGACAUCCAGGAAGCUAGACUUUCUCCUCAGUCCCUCCAGGCUUCUUGCCACCAUGGAAUAGGAACCCCAUGUGUGACGGUGCAGUCUUUGUUCCAGCCUGAUACCUUUGUCUGUGCUGGAGAGAGUAAAGCCUCAUUGGGCUGUUCCUUCACCCAAGACCUAGAGAGUUCUUGCUUGCUGGACCAAAAGGAGGAAGAGGAUGCUUCCUGGAAAAGGGAAUGGCUUCAUGGAUCUAAGAAAAAGAACCAUCACAGUGUGGAGAGACACAGUAAAACACCUGGGCACAAGGGCCAUCAGCUCUUGGAUAAGACUAACUUGGAAAAUGUGUCUGCCAAAAGAAACAGGCAGGCCCCUGCCGUCCUUCAAACAUACAAGGAUUCCUGGAGUGGAGCAAACACAGAAGCAGUGAAACAAAGCCCUUAUCCUAUUCCUGUGUUUUCUUGGGACAGUGGAAAGAAUGACAAAGACUCUUGGAGUCAGCUUUUUACUGAGGAUUCUCAGGGCCAGCGGGUCAUUGCCCACAACUCUCGAGCUCCUUUCCGAGAUGUAACCAAUGACUGGAAUCAGGGCUUAGGACAGUUUCCUAAUAGCCCUUGGGCUCAGUGCCAGGAUAGGACCACUCAGUUAAAUCUGCAGCCUGAUUUGCUCUUUACCCAGGACUCUGAAGUCCAAGCUCUAGUUCGGCAAGACUGUUGCAGAAGAUUUCUAUAGAGGCAGAAACAUCUGCAGUGAGGAAGGCAGCUAUUGAAG